AUGGAGCCCGGGACACAGAGGAUGGAGCCCGGGACACAGAGCUGUCGCGGCGGCAGAGCGCGUUGCUCCAGGCGCAUCAUGCUGAGCCUCGGCCACACGCAGCACGACAGCUACAGCCCUGCCUCGUCCUUCCCUCGGACUCUGGGCUAUCCCUACGCCAGUCACCCCAGCAGCCCGUACCUGGGCUCCGUGCAGACCUACCAAAACAGCUCUGCGCUCUCACAGACGCGCUUGGAAGACGCAGUGCCAGAAGCCGAGAAAAACACUGUGGUGGAAGGCGGGGAAGUGCGCUUCAACGGAAAAGGGAAAAAAAUCAGGAAACCAAGGACAAUCUAUUCGAGUUUACAACUGCAGGCGCUGAACAGACGGUUUCAGCAGACCCAGUACCUGGCGUUACCAGAGAGAGCGGAGCUGGCGGCGUCUCUAGGGCUCACGCAAACACAGGCAAGUCCUCGAUGCACAUGCCAUCACAUUAGCUCCAGCUGA
Molecule: messenger RNA, 486 nt
Organism: Knipowitschia caucasica
Lineage: Eukaryota; Metazoa; Chordata; Actinopteri; Gobiiformes; Gobiidae
Source: the annotation of a GenBank genome assembly